AACCCAACCCCCCUUUUCAUAAGAAAAAUGAACGAAGCUUUGCCAUUUUGCUCAGGCCUGCAGCGGCGGCAGCUGGGAGAGCUUGGGAGACCACUGCCCGGCAGCCGCGAGGAACUCACUCCUGCAAGAUAGCUUCAUAUACAGCCAUAGCCGGAGUACGUAUAUGUAGCUACGCAACCUCAGUUCAGGCGAGAUCGUUUUUCUUUAAAGUUUUCUACACAAAUAUGACAAACUUGAGCAGGCGUCUGCAUAUCUAGCUAGCCACAACGCCGACCAGGCGAGAACGAAGAGAAGCAUCGAUCGAUUGGGUCACAAGCUCCCAGCAACUUUUAAUCCAAAUCCAUGGACAACCAGCCGCUGCCCUACUCCACCGGCCAGCCCCCUGCCCCCGGAGGAACCCCAGUAGUGCCGGGCGUGCCCGGCGCAGCCGGCCCUCCGCCGGUGCCGCACCACCACCUGCUCCAGCAGCAGCAGGCCCAGCUGCAGGCGUUCUGGGCGUACCAGCGCCAGGAGGCGGAGCGCGCGUCGGCGUCGGACUUCAAGAACCACCAGCUGCCGCUGGCCCGGAUCAAGAAGAUCAUGAAGGCCGACGAGGACGUGCGCAUGAUCUCCGCCGAGGCGCCCGUGCUGUUCGCCAAGGCCUGCGAGCUCUUCAUCCUCGAGCUCACCAUCCGGUCCUGGCUGCACGCCGAGGAGAACAAGCGCCGCACCCUGCAGCGGAACGACGUCGCCGCGGCCAUCGCGCGCACCGACGUCUUCGACUUCCUCGUCGACAUCGUGCCCCGCGAGGAGGCCAAGGAGGAGCCCGGCAGCGCCCUCGGCUUCGCGGCGUCCGGGACCGGCGUCGUCGGGGGUGGCGCCCCGGGCGGGGCGCCGGCCGCCGGGAUGCCGUACUACUAUCCGCCGAUGGGGCAGCCGGCGCCGAUGAUGCCGGCCUGGCAUGUUCCGGCCUGGGACCCGGCCUGGCAGCAAGGGGCAGCCGAUGUCGAUCACAGCGGCAGCUUCAGCGAGGAAGGACAAGCAGGGUUUGCUGCAGGCCAUGGCGGCCCCGCUAGCUUCCCUCCUGCGCCUCCGAGCUCCGAGUGAUCGCCAUGAUGUGUACGUCACGCACUCACGCUGUGUGUAUACACUCUACUAUAGCAAACAUGGUAAUGGAGCUGCAUACAGAACGAAUAAGGCGUGACGCGUGUCAGACAGUGAGAGUACGUAGUAAUUUGUACAUGCACGUGAUGUGCCAAUUAAUCAAAGAUUAACAUGCAGUUAAUUAAUUAAUUAAAUUAAUUAAUAGCUA
This is a messenger RNA of Sorghum bicolor (sorghum), 1291 nucleotides long. RefSeq names its product nuclear transcription factor Y subunit C-2-like. Lineage: Eukaryota; Viridiplantae; Streptophyta; Magnoliopsida; Poales; Poaceae. Gene Ontology annotation, cellular component: nucleus. The transcript has 3 exons. Bases 343 to 1086 code for a protein of 247 amino acids. Gene Ontology annotation, molecular function: DNA binding; DNA-binding transcription activator activity, RNA polymerase II-specific; protein heterodimerization activity. Gene Ontology annotation, biological process: regulation of DNA-templated transcription. The record is from RefSeq and is a predicted model, not a curated record.